CUCAAUCUAUCGUUCAGGUUAUCAAGAACCAGAGCCCAGCCAUGGGAACAGUGAUAGGAAAAAUUAGUGCGGAGACACCCAAAUAUCAAGUAUUAGCUAAAGGGACUGAUUAUGAAAUCAGAGAGUAUGAAGCUUCCAUUGCAGCGCAAGUAACAUAUGAUCCAACCCAGAUGAAAAGAGGAAGAGAUGGAGGCUUUAUGAUCCUUGCAGGCUACAUUGGAGCUGUUGGAAAACCCAAUAAUGUUAAGCCACAGAAAGAACAGCAGGAAGGGGAAAAGAUAGCCAUGACUGCUCCUGUCAUUACUCAAGAGAGUUCUCCUCCUACUUCUGAACCAAUUGCAAUGACAGCACCUGUCUUGACAGAAGAAGCUUCCGAACCAGGUGAUGAUGCUAAGAAAAUGGUAACCAUGCAAUUCAUUUUGCCCUCCAGUUAUACUGGAGAGAAUGUUCCUAGGCCUAAUGAUUCUAGGGUUUCUAUUAAGGAAAUGCCCAAAAGGAAAUAUGGGGUUGUUACUUUUAGUGGGGUUACAGAUGAGGGGGUUGUUAAGAAUAAAGUGGAAAAGCUUAGGAAGUCACUGGAAGAGGAUGGGUAUAGGGUUGCAGGGGAUUAUGUGUUGGCUAGGUAUAACCCUCCUUGGACCUUGCCAUUCCUGAGGACUAAUGAAAUUAUGCUUCCUGUGGAGUAGGGAGUUAUUGUGUUUCUUGUUUAGGGUUUUAUAUAAGCAGGAGAGGAGUGUUGAGUGUUGAAUGUAAUUGGUACUAUUUUUCUUGUUUAGGGUUUUAUAUAAGCAGGAGAGGAGUGUUGAGUGUUGAAUGUAAUUGGUACUAUUUUUCUUGUUUAGGGUUUAUAGAAACUCAGGAUUGUUGAAUGUAAUUGGUACUAUUUUUCAUGCAGAACAUGUUAUUAAAAAGUUACUUUGGGUUUCAUACCCAUAUUCAA
Messenger RNA from Cryptomeria japonica (Japanese cedar), 940 nucleotides. RefSeq names its product heme-binding-like protein At3g10130, chloroplastic. The transcript has a single exon. Lineage: Eukaryota; Viridiplantae; Streptophyta; Pinopsida; Cupressales; Cupressaceae. Bases 42 to 686 code for a protein of 214 amino acids. The record is from RefSeq and is a predicted model, not a curated record.